AUGACGCGCAGAUCAGAGAGAGAGUUGGGUUUUUCUGAGAGAUUGGGUUUGGCUGUGUAUCGAAGUAAGAAGCGAAUGAAGAAGAUAGAGGCAUUGAUAAGAGGGCAAUUAGACGCUGAAACGCCCUCUGUGAGCUUCGAAGUGAUUGUGUACACGGGGAGCGAUCUGAUUUGGACUCAGUGCAACCCUUGCAAGGACUGCUUCUCUCAGCCUACGCCAAUCUUCGACCCCUCCAAGUCGUCCACAUUUUCCACAAUUCCGUGCGGUGAUUCUCUUUGUGACGCCUUGGGGAGUACACAAACCGGAUGCAAUCCAGAUUGUACCUUUAUGUAUCAGUAUGGCGAUGGUUCCUUCACCAGCGGCGACCUGGCUUACGAGACAUUGUCAAUUGGGAGCAGCAAGGUUAAAGGCAUUGCAUUUGGAUGCGGGCAUGACAAUGAAAGACAAGGAUUCUCUCAGGGUGGUGGCCUUGUGGGACUGGGAAGAGGUGGUCUCUCCCUUAUCUCACAGCUGGGUUCCAAAGUAGAGAACAUGUUCUCUUACUGUCUUUUGCCCAUCACAGACUCUUCUUCACAAACCAGCCCCCUCUUUUUCGGCGAGGGUGCUUCCUUGAGCGGAGGAGCCAAGACUCUCCCACUCAUCAAGAGCAGUAUCAUUCCCACUUUCUGGUACAUUCCUAUUACAGGAAUCACCCUCAAUGGUAAGGCACUAGAUAUUCCUCCUGGAACUUUUGAUCUGCAAUCGGACGGCAGCGGAGGUAUGAUCAUCGACUCCGGAACCACUGUUACCAUUCUGUCCGCCAUUGAUCUCACUCCUGUAGACGGGUCCUCUACAGGUUUGGAUCUUUGA
Messenger RNA from Cryptomeria japonica (Japanese cedar), 849 nucleotides. RefSeq names its product aspartic proteinase nepenthesin-2-like. NCBI's taxonomy places the organism in Eukaryota, Viridiplantae, Streptophyta, Pinopsida, Cupressales, Cupressaceae. Gene Ontology annotation, biological process: proteolysis. Gene Ontology annotation, cellular component: extracellular region. Gene Ontology annotation, molecular function: aspartic-type endopeptidase activity. The record is from RefSeq and is a predicted model, not a curated record. The transcript has a single exon. The coding region runs from base 1 to 849 and encodes 282 amino acids.